UAUUACUUUAAAGAAGUGUUUACAAAGUAAUCAUGGAGCCCUUAUUAUUUUUCACAUUUGAUUAGAGGAAUAUUUGUUUUUUCAAUUGAAGGGUUAAUCUUUGUAUUUGAAUUAUCUUCAAAUAUUUGACUCACUAAAGACAUAGUGACAUGAUAUGAUUCCAAAAGAUCAUAAUUCAAAGAGCUUAUAGUUAUUGUAAAAUUUUCUUAAGACAAGUAUAUUGGUGGUUACUACUAUGAAUAUGAUUAGUUAGUUAGUAAAGUUGGGUUAUCAUGUAAAACUAGAGAUGAAAUAAUACCAACAAAUUGAAUUAAUAACACCGAUAUGAUUCCCAUAGUCAUAAACGUGCCUAACAAAGUUCUAUGUCCUCCUUAUUUAAGAAGAAAUAAAUCAACUGGUUUAACAAAGACAUUGAUAUAUUUUAGAUAGUGAAUGGCCUGAUCUAUUUUUUUUUGAUUCAUUUAUAAUGAUAAUGAAUUAGAUUUGAAAACC
Molecule: messenger RNA, 492 nt
Organism: Paramecium sonneborni
Lineage: Eukaryota; Ciliophora; Oligohymenophorea; Peniculida; Parameciidae
Source: the annotation of a GenBank genome assembly